Brenthis ino (lesser marbled fritillary) is the source of this 354-nucleotide messenger RNA. The record is from the annotation of a GenBank genome assembly. NCBI's taxonomy places the organism in Eukaryota, Metazoa, Arthropoda, Insecta, Lepidoptera, Nymphalidae.
AUGCUGUCAAGGAGAGAGAAACUGUUAGUUCAGCCCUGGGAAGAACGGCGGUAUAAAGAUCACAGGUCUAAGGUGCAGUGUGCGCGUGCGGCGGUGGACGCGCGCGCGCCGGCGCCGCGGCCGCACGUGGCGCUGAAGCUAAAGCGCUGGCAGCGCGAGGCGGAGCGCCGCGCCGCCGUCGCCAGCGACAACUUCAGCCUCAUCCAGCGCCUCGCGCGCAUCAUGCGCCGCAACAGGCUCGACAACCACUGGGACAAACCCCUGCCCAAUUUCCAGCAAAAGGUUGGCAAGUUCCACGACGCGGAGGCGCUGCAGCGGCGGCUGGCGGCGCGCGGACUGCAGCUGCACGCGCGA